Rhodamnia argentea is the source of this 708-nucleotide messenger RNA. RefSeq names its product protein DA1-related 1-like. The record is from RefSeq and is a predicted model, not a curated record. The transcript has 6 exons. Gene Ontology annotation, molecular function: ubiquitin binding. NCBI's taxonomy places the organism in Eukaryota, Viridiplantae, Streptophyta, Magnoliopsida, Myrtales, Myrtaceae. Bases 1 to 708 code for a protein of 235 amino acids.
AUGGGUUGGCUGAAAAGAAUUCUCCAGGGUUCUACUUCCAAAUCCAGAUGGAGAUCUAACGGAAGCUGCUGCGAGGUUGAAGAUCGCCGUUCUUGCUCCGAUGGGCCCAGCGACGCGGAGGCAAUACAAAAGGACGAAUCGACAGAGGGCGAGGAAACAGACUAUCAAAUUGCCCGCAUUCGCUCCUUCUCAGAAGACGGUCUAGCGUACAAUCUCUAUGGAGCAACAUCGACUGAGGACUGGGUUCGAUACGAAGAACUGAAAUGGGACGACAACGAAGAUGAACGACCUACCCAGUCUUUCCAACAAAGUUUGGCUUUGGAAUCAUCCUCCCUGUGGAACAUCGCAAACAUAUCCCAACCUUUCCCCUACGCGUUUUAUCCCGACAAUGGGCAUGCCUUUCUGCAUCCAGAACGCGUCUACCCUUAUGCUUCCCAUGAUUCGCUCACCGGUCACCACGAGGUUUUUGUUUCUGGGGAUCACUCUAUUUAUCAGAAUAUUGAGAAAGACCACCACCUCAACCACGACUACUGGCACCACCCUCGCCCAAUAUGUUUUGUUUGUGGGCAACCUAUCCCAGUGGAUGUAAAUGGCCGUCUUCUGUUCCGUCAACAUCCUUUUUGGCGACAAAAGUAUUGUCUUUCGCAUGAGACAGAUGGGACGCCUUGUUGCUGUGGUUGCGAAAGAUUGGAGUCCUUAAACCUUUAA